GGUACCUGGCCCAUGCCUCUGCCUCUGCCUCAGCCUCUCUGCCUCAGCCUCUCUGCCUCAACCUCAGCAGCAUGCAGUCCUCGCUGUUCGCCGUGGGUCACACUUUCGGGCUCCCGACCCCCGUGUCCUCUGUAUGGAAGCCGUCCGCGGACGCGCCGCUCGCGCUGCUGCUCUCCAACUGGUCCGCGCCAGACAGAACCAACGGCACCACGGACCCGCUGGAGCACCGGCGGCGCGCGCAGUCCUACGGCCACUUCUCCCAGAGCGCCGCGGUGCUCGUGACCGCGCUCAUGACGCUCCUGGUGUUCGCCACCGUGCUCGGGAACGCGCUCGUCAUCCUGGCGUUCGUGGUGGAGAAAAGUUUGCGCACCCAGGGCAACUUUUUCUUCCUCAAUCUGGCCAUAGCGGACUUUCUGGUCGGUGGGUUCUGUAUCCCGGUGUAUAUUCCCUACGUGCUGACGGGAGAGUGGAGGUUGGGCAGAGGUCUGUGUAAGCUGUGGCUGGUGGUGGACUACAUGCUGUGUACGGCAUCGGUCUUCAACAUCGUGCUCAUCAGCUUCGACAGGUUCCUCUCCGUCACCAGAGCAGUGAGCUACCGCUGCCAAAAGGGCGUGACCCGUGAGGCCGUGCUGAAGAUGCUGUGUGUCUGGUUGGCUGCUUUUCUGCUGUAUGGGCCGGCCAUCAUCAGCUGGGAGCACAUCACCGGGAAGAGCGUGGUUCCUCAGGGUGAGUGCUACGCAGAGUUCUACUUCAACUGGUACUUCCUGAUGACCGCCUCCACUGUCGAGUUCUUCACCCCUUUCAUAAGCGUCACGUAUUUCAACCUCAGUAUCUACAUCAACAUCCGAAACCGCUGCAUGCUUAGAGAAGAGCGCUCCGUCAGCACGCACCUGAGGAAGGGGAGAACCGGAGAAGCCAAGCCUUUCUGCACGGGUGACGUCCAGCGUGUGUUUUUUGUGAGGCCAGCUGAGGAGAGCAGCGUCAUCAAGAACUCAUCUUCAAGGUCUCGGUGUUGUCGGUUGUCCAGCGCGACAGUGUCAGGAAGCGAUUUUGAAAACGGCAAACGGACUACGAAGAGGAGAAUGAGUGCGAUUCCGGAUCUUCCGCCUCUGCAGGUUGGGGACGUGGUGAACGAGACGGGUUUUAACUGCGCUGGAUAUUCGGGCAGGUCACACAGGAACCAAGGGGACGUUUCGUCGAAUCUCGCCAGCCGCUUUCGGCUCUCCAGGGACAAAAAGGUGGCCAAGUCUCUGGCCGUGAUCGUGUGCGUGUUUGGCCUGUGCUGGGCUCCGUACACACUCCUGAUGAUCAUCCGGGCUGCCUGUCAUGGCCAGUGCGUUCAGCACUACCUGUACGAGAUCUCCUUCUGGCUCCUGUGGAUUAAUUCUUCCAUCAAUCCCGUGCUUUAUCCGCUCUGCCACACCAGCUUCAGGAGGGCUUUCAGUAAACUGUUGUGUCCGAGUAAAAUAAAGAUCCAGCCGCAGUACAUGGACCAAAAAUACUAAACAAACGCAGAACUGAGAGCUGCGAAGUGUUCGUGUGUGCAGAUGAUAUUCGUGUCAGGAUGUUUUCCUAAUCUCCAUCAGUAUAUCGGUGUAAAAGCUGUCAUACUGACUGAAGUAAACUCAGUUUUGUGUACUCAUGUUCUUUUGAGGUGAGCUUGAGAAGCUCCAAUGUGGUGCAACUGUGUGAAGUUUGAACUUAAGCAGGACUGCAGGCAUCCGGAGCCAAGCGUCAACGUUCCAUCACGCACAACCAGAGAACAGCCAGCUGAUGGAAGCUCGAAGGAAAGCACGAACAAUCUGACAGUGUCGAUUCGGGAGGAAAAAGGGAAAAGCCCCCUAACUAAAGAAAACGAUGCUGAAAAUUUAACCCUUUAGAUUGUCUAGGAGAUACGGCUGAGCGCAAGGUUUCUUGGGUACAAAAGAUUUUUAUUCUUUUGUAAUGUAACAAAAGGAAAACAGAAGAAAAUAUAAAACAUUACAACUGACAGAAGCCUCAGGCUGUUUUAUGAGGAAAAGAAAAAAAGUUGUGUAUCAUUUAGAUUCACCACCAUUAUUAAUAUACUAUCAUCAUCAGAUCAGAUCUCCUUUACCAUCAUAUUUAUGCUACACAUAAAAACAAAAUUGUGUUUCACACAGCCACCAGUCGGUAAUUCAGUGCAAAAAGCCUGUAAAAGAUUUUAAGUUAAUAAGAGCACUAAUAAAUAAACUAGAUUUUACUAAAAUAGAAUAAAGUGGUUUAAUAAAAUAUUUGUUUAUGUAGAGGAGCAGCUUCUUGUGUGCAGUUCACGCUCUCUGGUUGAGUAACCUGACUGCUGUGGGAAAGAAGCUGUUUGACAGCCGAGUCGUCCUUCAUCUGAUCAUCAUCAUCGUGUUAGCAUUAGAUGAUUUUUACUACUUGUGAUAAAGAACGAACCUCUGUGGAACCAAAACGUAUUAAAAUAAACAUAUUGUAUUCAUUUUAUCUUAAAAACGUAACUUUUUCACUUGACUGUAGUUUGUCCUUUCGUACUUUCAAUGUUGCAGAUUUGUCAAAUGAAA
Molecule: messenger RNA, 2543 nt
Organism: Neoarius graeffei (lesser salmon catfish)
Lineage: Eukaryota; Metazoa; Chordata; Actinopteri; Siluriformes; Ariidae
Gene: hrh3
Product: histamine receptor H3
Exons: 3
Coding region: 72-1505 (477 amino acids)
Biological process (GO): adenylate cyclase-activating adrenergic receptor signaling pathway
Cellular component (GO): membrane
Molecular function (GO): histamine receptor activity
Source: RefSeq, a predicted model, not a curated record